AUGAAUGCGUCUCCUUCAUGUUCAUUCCGUGUCGUGUUUCGUUUCCGGAAAAUUAUUUCUGCCUCUGUGAAUCGAAUAAAACCUGCAAUCCGAAGAGUAUACGGGGCGGGGGGUGGGGAAGUUUAUUCGUUGGUUUUCGCUCGUAAUCAGACACCUAUAGGAUCGUUCGAAUUUCCUCGGCUUCUAAUUUUAAAAUCUGUAUUUGUUUUUUCUCUCUCAAUCUGUCUCUCGUUAAUUCUCUCUUUUCUCUCUUUCAUUCUCGGUAAUUGUCUCUUUAUUUUUUCUCUCUUUAUUUUUCCCUUCUUUCUUUUAAUCUAUCUUUUACUCUCUUUUCUCUCCUUUUUUAAUCUCUUCGUCUUUUUAUUAUUUCUCUCUCUCUCUUUCUUUCUCUCUUUCAUUCUUCUCUAUUUUUUUCUCUCUUUUCACUUUCUCUUUUCCUUUUCGUCUUUUACUAUAUUUCUCUCCUUUUCAGUCUCUUCGUCUUUGACUGUUUCUUUCUCUCUCUCACACACACACUCUCUCUCUCACACUCUCUCUUUCAUUCACUGUAAUUGUCUCUUUAUUUUUUCCCUUUCAGUCACUUUCUCUUUUCUCUUCUCUCUUUUAUUAUUUCUCUCUUUUCUCUCUCUCUCUCUUUCUCUCUCUCUCUUCUCUCUUUCAUUCUCUGUAAUUGUCUCUUUAUUUUUUCUCUCUUUCAAUCACUUUCUCUUUUCCCUUCUUUCUUUUAUUAUUUAUCUCUAUCUUUUACUCUAUUUCUCUCGCUUUUUCAUUCUCUUCGUCUUGUUGACAGUUUCUCUCUCUCUCUCUCUCUUUUCUCUUUCAUUCUCUGCAAUUGUCUCAUUAUUUUUUCUCUCUUUCAGUCACUUUCGCUUUUCCCUUUAUUUUAUUAUUUCUCUCUAUCUUUUACUCUAUUUCUUUAUCCUUUUCUAUCUCUUCGUCCUGUUGACAGUUUCUUUCUCUCUCUCUCUCUCUCUCUCUCUCUCUCUUCUCUCUUUCGUUCUCUGUAAUUGCCUCUUUAUUUUUUUCUCUCUUUCAGUCACUUUCUCUUUUCCCUUCUUUCUUUUAUUAUUUCUCUCUUUUACUCUCUUUCUCUCUCUUUUUCAAUCUCUUCGUCUUGUUCACAGUUUCUUUAUCUCUUCACUCUCUCUUUUCCAUUCUUCUUUCUCCUUUUAUUUCUCACUAUUUUUAAUCUCUUUCUCUCUCCUUUUCAUUCUGUCCGUCUUGUUGAGAGUUCCUUUCUCUCUCUUUCUCUCUCUCUUUUUAUUUAUUGCUCUCUUUUUCUCUCCUUCUUCCUCAUGUCUCUUUAUUUUACUCUCUUUCAGUCUCUUUCUCUUUUCCCUUUUUUUCUCUUUUUAUUUCUUUCUUUGUCUCUCUUUCCUUUUCAUUCUCUUCGUCUUAUUAACAGUAACUUUCUCUUUCUUUCUUUCUUUCUUUCUUUCCUUCUUUCUUUCUUUCUCUCUCUCUCUCUCUCUCUCUCUUUAUCGUUCUCUCUUUUCUCUCCUCUCGCUUCUCUUUUCCCCUCUACUUUCUUUCUCCUUUUAUUUCUCUUUAUCUUUUCCUCUGUUCCUCUCUCCUUUUCAUUCUCUUCAUCUUAGUUACCGCUUCUUUCUCGGUCUCUUUGUUCUCACUUUCUUUCUCUGUAAUUGUCUCUUUAUUUCUCUCUCUCUCUCUCUCUCUCUCUCUCUCUCGCAGUCUUUUUCUCUUUUCCCUUCUUUUUUCUCCUUUUAUUUCUCUCAAUCCUUCACGUUAUUUCUCUCUCUUUUUCAAUCUCUCCCGUAG
Acanthosepion pharaonis is the source of this 1779-nucleotide messenger RNA. NCBI's taxonomy places the organism in Eukaryota, Metazoa, Mollusca, Cephalopoda, Sepiida, Sepiidae. The record is from the annotation of a GenBank genome assembly.